AUGCAUUUUUUUGGCACUGUCUUGUUGGUUAUCUGUGCUGCUUUUGUAGUCCAGGCUUGCCCAUCAUCAGGAGCAGAAGGAGGAGGAGGACCGCCAGGACCGCCAGGUCCGCCAGGGCGAGAUGGACGGGAUGGAGAUGAAGGCGAAGUAGGACCUCCUGGUCCAGAAGGACCAAAAGGAGCAUUAGGAAAGCCUGGACCACCUGGGCCGCAGGGUGAUCGAGGCGAAAAAGGAGAAAGAGGAAUAAAAGGACCGAGAGGUCAGGAAGGAGACCAAGGACC
Acanthocheilonema viteae is the source of this 281-nucleotide messenger RNA. The record is from the annotation of a GenBank genome assembly. Lineage: Eukaryota; Metazoa; Nematoda; Chromadorea; Rhabditida; Onchocercidae.